Molecule: messenger RNA, 720 nt
Organism: Recurvomyces mirabilis
Lineage: Eukaryota; Fungi; Ascomycota; Dothideomycetes; Mycosphaerellales; Teratosphaeriaceae
Exons: 1
Coding region: 1-720 (239 amino acids)
Molecular function (GO): methyltransferase activity
Source: RefSeq, a predicted model, not a curated record
AUGUCGACCGCUGGAGCACAAGCAGGCUUGGAAACCUUCGACGCCCUACACAUCGAAUACGAAAAUGCAUACAAGGACAAUCUUUACAAGCAACGCUGUAUUCAAAGCACUAUCGCUCUCCUGGAACCCGGUGCUCGGUGUCUGGAUGUCGGCUGUGGGACAGGAGUUCCUGUGGCUCAAAUGCUAGCUUCAGCGGGCAUGGAGGUCGUUGGUACAGACAUUGCACCAAAGAUGAUCGCCUUGGCGAGAAGUCAAGUCAAGGGCACCUUCCUUGAGACUGACAUGCUCACGUACCAGCCUGAAGGAGAGUUUGAUGCCGUCCUCAUGAUCUUCUGCCAUUUACAGCUAUCGUACAAGGACUUCCACACGGCAGCCUACAAGUUCGCCAGCACCUUGAGGCCUGGCGGCCUAUUCAUCAUUGGUGAGAUGCCUGCGGAUCGAUACGUCAAAGAUGUCUCCAGCUACGAUAAGUCGGGUUCUUGGGUGGAAGAUUAUCCGGCACCAUUCUUCGGAGAAGCAUUGCCAACGUUCAUGAUGACGGAGCAGGGUUUGCUGCACUUUUUGAAGUCUAUGGGAUUUGAAAUUAUCAGCAACACAGUCGACACAUUCCAGCCAAGCAGCCAAAAAUGUGACCCGGAGGAGCAGCAGUACGUUAUUGCAAGGCGGUUGCAUCAUGCACCAGUGAAGCAGCCGCAGCCGCAGCCUCUGCCACGCGCUUGA